Messenger RNA from Bacidia gigantensis, 852 nucleotides. RefSeq lists its product as uncharacterized. The coding region runs from base 1 to 852 and encodes 283 amino acids. The transcript is spliced from 2 exons. The record is from RefSeq and is a predicted model, not a curated record. Lineage: Eukaryota; Fungi; Ascomycota; Lecanoromycetes; Lecanorales; Ramalinaceae.
AUGACUCCACAAAUUUUAUUUCAGGACUCUAGAAACACUUCGCUUACGGAGCCUCAGCCUGAGGAGUUCCACUGCGAAUUCAGCUACAAGAAAGGAGGCACAGCCAUACCUAGUGUAGAAACCCUAGUCUUUCUUGUCGGCGCUUUAAGCCAAGUCGCAAUCCUAGAGUACCAACUGCCAAUCUCACAAUACUCAUUCAACGACCCGGGCCUCACCGUCUUGCUCCGCAGCAGCAAAGCCCCAGAUCACGACUUCUACCGCGCUAAACACAUACUGUGGUCGCUCCGUAUCACCGCUUGCUACAUGUUCUCGAAAGAACACUGGGGCGAGAUCGGAUUUUUCAGCAGAUACGCACUGCCCUCGUCCUCACCAGGACAAGAGACGCCGCUACGAAUUCAAAGAACGGGAAUCCGAUCUCUUUGGACAAAUUCCAAUUCGCCGCCCAAAGACCCCACCUUCAAACCCUACGAUAUCUUCAUCACCAUCAUCAACAUCCUCGUCUCGGAGGGCGAGCUCGACGCCGAAGCACCACAGGGUCAUCUCUCGGGGUACAAUAGGGAAGCGGACCUUAGUGUCGGAAUGGAGUGUACGAGUCGAGCGAGUGUCGAGAACUUUACGAAUAGGAUCGCUGUUGAGGCGUUUACGCUCUUAGCGGAGUUUUUGCCGACGGUGGAGGAGAAGCUGAGGUGGAAGGGCGUGCAAUUUGUGGUGAGGAAUCAGGGAAAGAUUGUGGGCAGGGGAAUUGUGAGGAAGGGUGUUAUUCCGAGGAGGGGUGACGGGACUUUUGAUGUUGGGUGGCUUGAUGAUGGGGUGGAGGACGGGGGGUUAUUUGAGUCGCCGCAAGUGUCGUGA